Molecule: messenger RNA, 3579 nt
Organism: Exaiptasia diaphana
Lineage: Eukaryota; Metazoa; Cnidaria; Anthozoa; Actiniaria; Aiptasiidae
Product: metabotropic glutamate receptor 3
Exons: 1
Coding region: 1-3579 (1192 amino acids)
Biological process (GO): regulation of synaptic transmission, glutamatergic; G protein-coupled glutamate receptor signaling pathway
Cellular component (GO): membrane
Molecular function (GO): adenylate cyclase inhibiting G protein-coupled glutamate receptor activity
Source: RefSeq, a predicted model, not a curated record
AUGAAAAGAACAUGGCUUAUAGUUUUCUGCCUGUUCAGUGUGUUCACAAAGUGUGUUGGCAGAAAUAAGAAAAAAAAGGAUGCACAUGUGUUUACCGAUGGCGAUGUUAUAAUAGGUGGUCUUUCGCCAGUCCAUUUUUCUCCAAUAGACGAAUCAACGAUAGAUCCAGAUGAUUCGUCUUGCCAAGGUGAACUGAAUACAAGAGGCUAUGAAGCAGUUGAAGCGAUGCUAUUCACAAUGGAUAUGCUAAACCACGGCCAUUUGAAAGACUCUGUACUUCCAAACAUAACCAUCGGAAUGGACAUUAAGGAAACUUGUACAACGGCAGACAAUGCUAUCCGAGAAUCGUUAAAGUUCUCCUUUAUUCAAAACGAAAAUAUGCAAGAACAGUGUUCUGGUGAGAAAGACAACAAGGUUCGAAAAACAAAAACUGUAGCUGUAGUUGGAGCGGCAUAUAGUGGCGUUUCCAUGGCAGUAACAAACUUAUGUGGGUUGUUCUACGUCCCGCUUGUCAGCUACGCAUCCACAAGUCGCCUGUUAAGCAACAAGGCGCAGUUUCGGUAUUUCUUCAGAACAGUGCCAAGCGAUAUGUUACAAGCACAAGUUAUGGUAGACCUGGUGAGGGCAAUGGACUGGAACUAUGUUGUUACUUUGGCUUCAGACACUGAAUAUGGACGAUCAGGAAUCGAUGCUUUCAAAGACGCUGCUCAAAGAUUGCACGACUAUCAUAUCUGUAUUCCUGUAGAUGAAACUUUCACAAAAAUGUCAAACGCAAAGACKUUUGAUAGCAUUUUUAAAAAGUUGAUGGCUCAUCCGAGAGCCAAAGUAAUUAUCCUCUUUGCGGAACUUCACGAUGCACAAAUUUUAUUUGAUAAAAUCCGGGAGCGAAAGAUGGAAACAAAAUACAUCUGGAUAGGGUCAGAUGCCUGGGCAGACUCCGAAGACAUUCUGAAAUCAAAUGAAGCGAUAUUAAAUAGAAUGUUYGCAAUCGUACCUGAAGUACGAAAAAACAAGGAGUUUGUUCAAUACUUUGUUGACUUCAAUGAAAAGAGAAGGUUGCGAAACCCAUGGACUGAGGAAUAUGAAGAUAUCAAAGUUGCUCAUGAUCCUGCAUUUCACCGGCAAACGUUCAUCCCUUACCCUAAAGCCCCUUACGUUAUGGAUGCUGUACUGACUACUGCAUACGCUCUUCACGAUAUGUUGGGUUGUACACCAUACAGGAAUUGUCGUCCGAUGAUGUACAAACUUUCAGCACCAAACUUUCGGAAAAACUUUAUGACAUAUCUGAAAAAGGUUCGCUUCCCUGCCAUGUCUCGUCGCUACAUGUCCUUCGAUGAAGCCCAUGAUACAAUAGGAAUUUAUGAUAUAAAACAUUUAAAACGUGUAGGAAAAAAUUAUGAGUACUUCAACGUUGGGCAAUGGGGGACAGAAGACUGUGUAUUUGACUUGGUCAAUGUAUCAUCAUCAAAUUGCUUGAAGCUCCAUCAAAAUCUUCUUGACAAUAGGCUAACGAGGCGAAACCUAUCCGAAAAUGAAAUCCCUUUCUCACGCUGUAGCCCGACUUGUUCGAAGGGACAUCACAAAAUUACCGAAAAAAACUAUGCAAAAUGCUGCUGGACAUGUAGAAAAUGCACUCGAAAUUCAAUCGCAAAUUUAACAAACAGUGAUGAAUGUACACCGUGUGCAAGGGGAUUUUGGCCUAAUUCGCUGAAUUCAAAAUGUGAACGAAUUCUGCCAAAGCUGAUUAAAAUGACAGAUGCACCUGCGCUAGUAAUUCUGGUAACCAUUGGUAUUGGAAUAUUGUCUGUUAUUGGGACAUUUUUAGUGUUUUUCUUGUACCGCGAUACGGCAGUGGUCAAGGCCUCAAGCAGAGAACUUUGUUAUCUAUUACUACUUGGAAUCUUCUGGUGCUAUGCCACACCUGUGCUGUAUCUCUUGGAGCCUACGGAUGAAAUUUGUCGAAUUAUACCAUUUGCUACAGGAUUAUGCCCAUCUUUGGUCGUUGGAACACUUCUAACUAAGACUAAUCGAGUUUCGAGAAUUUUCAACAGGAAACUUGAUAAAGCUGGCACACCUGCGUGUCUUUCCAAAAAGUGGCAGGUCCUUUUAGUUGUGUUUAUAACCUUAACAGAAAUCAUCAUUUGUACCAUAUAUAUCUUCUCCAGUGACACCGGUAGAACUAUUGUUACCUUCGAGUCUAGAAACGAAGUGAUUAUUAAGUGUAAACCAAUGCCUGACAUUUGGGUUGCUAUUUGGUGGGCAUACGUUGUAGGCCUAGUUGCAACAUGCACUCAUCAAGCCUUCCUGACAAGAAAGCUACCAGAAAAUUACAACGAAGCCAAGUUCAUCACUUUCACGAUGUUGACAACCUGUAUUGUGGUAAUCAUGUUUAUUCCGACGUACUUUGGUACGAGUGGUGUCUACCGAACUGUCAUCAUUUGUUUUGUAUUCAUAAUCGGAGGUUCKGCAGCACUUGGGUGUAUAUUUGUCCCAAAACUAUAUAUUAUCWUAUGGAGGCCAGAAAAGAAUAUUCCUAUGCAACCUAAAAACUCUAUUUCCAUAGGGAUAAUUACACCUAAGGACUCAAUAGUAAGAAGAUUAAGUGUGGAUCACUACGAUCCACUGCAACUGCGUUAUAAAAUCAGUACWAGGAUUAACUCAGAGCCCUUGACCAGUAGUCCCGCUUCGAGCGAUGAUAAAAGGCUUCAAGCGCGAUUAGCCAGAAGGUCACUUCCGGCAAUUAUGUACAGAAACAAUCAAUACACUCCAAAGGUUGGACAGCAGACGUCAUUGGGAAAGAUAGAGGAGGAUCACGGGAUUACUAGAGAAGCCACUGARCCUUUAUUCGAUAGUGAUGAACAUAGUGAUGACGAAAUAGAAUCUAAUUUCUCUCAUCAUGACGUCAGUGAUGAUGAUGACSUACAAAUGCGCCGCACAAGGCCUAGAAGGAAAACUGCCAUCGCACUUUUUACUGAAACUUUAAAUUCGCUGUCUAGCAGCAGGCGAACGUCUAUUUCUCUAGGCAGYUUGCGACAUUUAAGCGAGGGUCAAGAGCUUAUUGAGACUAGCAAAUCGGAAAAAAAUCUAAAUUCCAAUGUACGGAAUAGUAUUGAAUAUCUAAAUGAUACAAAUCUGAAAGAAACUAAAGAUAACUCCGAACAAUCUCAAGAUAGCAAUUCUAAUGACAAAAUCUCUGAAGAACAAUCACUURAUGACGAUGGCGAUGGCAAUAUCGUUUCAGUUUACCCUGCUAAACWAGAAAACGAAAUAAAUGGCGAUAUCGCUUCGGUUUACCCWGCUAAACUAGAAAACGAAAUAAAUGCCGAGGAACAAAAAGAUGUACAGAAUGAUUUGGUUCCUAUACACGGAAGUCAAAGGAGGAGUAGGAAAAUUUCUGUCUGCCACAUGUUUCAGGAGAAUGACCAUGAUGCCAACUAUAAUUUCGUUGUCGAGGGCUCACCAACAAUGCUGKCCUCUGAGAGGAUAAUGAAAAAUGGUUUUACCAAAAUACCUUCCAAGAUAACGGACAUGCUGAUUACCAGUCAACGUAGAGAAAGUUWCGAUUCCAGCGGAGAAUGA